Messenger RNA from Biomphalaria glabrata, 1573 nucleotides. RefSeq lists its product as uncharacterized. The transcript is spliced from 7 exons. The record is from RefSeq and is a predicted model, not a curated record. NCBI's taxonomy places the organism in Eukaryota, Metazoa, Mollusca, Gastropoda, Planorbidae. The coding region runs from base 171 to 1442 and encodes 423 amino acids.
GACUCGUGUAAGGCGUAGAAGAUUGGAUCCGGAGUACUGUAGAUCUGCCCCUGGAUUGCUAGCACUGUCUAAAGACUGGAAUCAUUUGAUAAGAAAACAGAAAUAGGUUUUGGAUCAACAUUCAAACGUUUGACACUAAACAGAACAACUGCUGAGCAAGGGAAACAAAGAUGGAUUUCUCUGCCUUGCAGUAUAUUCUGCGGUUGUCUCCCUUGUUCUUUCUGACUUUGUGCUGUGUUGAUGCCUUUCUAGUCGCGCCGAGUAACAUAAACGAGCCACAGUUGUUGGGGAAAUUUCAUUACGCUUCGGCCGCUUUCUCCGCCCUGGACAAACGAUCAUCCGGAUCAGGCUACGACCUGAUUCUGACUAGCUUUGGCUUUUCAAGUGAUGUCAGCGUCGUCUCCGAUGUUGGGAAAUUCUUGAGUGACGUCACCAAGAUAGCCCCUGUGUCCAUCUCGAAGACUUUGAAAUGGCCGAACGAAGUCUCUGCAGUUCCAGUCCAGGCACUAAAUGGCCAUUAUGUGGCUAUACCAGACGGCUUCCUUGUCCCGACUAAAACUGAUGGCUCUAUUAAAGUGUACAACCUGAACAAUCCAGGGUCGCCACUGGUCACUCUUUCCAGUCAUACAGGAGAAUGGUUUUACCACCGCGUCCUCUGGGUGGACAUGAACAAAGAUGGACGCCUGGACGCUUUGACCUGCAGGGCUAAUAAACCGCUAAUCGGAGCCACUAAAGGGGAGUUGGUUUGGUUUACAAGUCCUCCAAGCAAGUCUCUCGCCACCCCGUGGCCUGAGUCGAUUGUGGCCAACGGACCUGACAUCUACUUCAACCUAGCUCAUUUCAAAGUUGGCACCAAAACCUACGAGGCGAUCGUCGUUGCAGAGUUUUUCAGCCACAAGAUUCGAGUCUACUGGUCAGAGGAUUACAGACAAGACUGGUCAAAUAAGACUUACGUCAAGAGCCGGGACAUUGACGUCUCCAUGGGGGCCCCAUUUGACGUGGUGAUCGCAGACGUCAACGGAGACGGUCACCUAGACAUCCUGGCCACCACCAACAGCGAGCAUAACGGGACAGUCCUGGUGUACGAGGUACCGGUCGACUUCAGAACUGGUCAGUUCAAACGCCAUCGAUUAGCAGACGGCUAUGCCUCCCAAUCUAUGGGGCUCAAUAAAGGUGGACCUGGCUCACCAUACGUCAUUCCAGCACCUGCAGGCCAGAAACCAUCCAUCCUCGUCGCUGGUGACGACGCUGCUGUCCUGUCGCUCUUGACUCCCAAGGCGCCCCAGAACCACACUAACUGGGAGUACACGCGUACUGACUUCCUAAAGACAGGUACCAGCACCGUGGGCGGAAUCAGCUUUGCAGACGUCGAUGGGGACGGAAGACUUGAGCUGUUUGUCCCCUCCUAUGACGAGGGCUAUGUUUACGUUUACCGCCUGUAACAUCAAAUAAUAACAUCAAAUAACUGAAAUGGUAAAAGGAUACUUAAAGCGUAAAUGAUAUGCUUAUUAGGAUAUGUUUCAAAUUAUUUACUUGUUUCUUUGUAAAAAUAAAGGAAUAAGUAAUAAAUGUU